AUGAAGAAAUGGCACGCUCUCGUCGUGGAGAACGCGGAGGAUCUUGCAGUAAUCGCGUCCUGCGAGAGCGCCAAGCCUCUUGAAGAAGCUCGAGCAGAAGUUAACUUCACUGCCGGCAUUAUCGAGUACUACGCGCACGAGAUCGUGCGCUCCAGCGGGUAUUUGGUGUCUCUGUCCGACGCGGACGAGAUGGUGCUGGUCAUGAAGGAGCCCGUCGGCGUGUGCGCCAUCAUGUGGCCUUGGAACUUUCCCUACGCGACGGUGGCCCGCAAUUUGGCGCCUUGUGUCGCGUCUGGCUGCGCUGCAGUCGUCAAGCCGUCGGGCAAGACGCCUCUGUCCAUGCUGGCGCUGGCGUCCCGGCGGGGCCACUCCGGCAUCGGCAAAGAACUGAGCGAGAAUCCCGACAUCCGCUUGGUCGCGUUCACGGGGUCGACGUCUGCCGGGAAGAAGCUCAUGGAGCAGGCCGCUUCCACUGUGAAGCACGUUGUGCUCGAGCUUGGGGGCAACGCGCCGUUCAUCGUGUUCGAGGACGCUGACAUGGAGAAGGCGCUGGACGGACUCAUGGCCGCCAAGUUCCGCAACAGCGGCCAGACGUGCGUGACCAGCAACCGCAUCUUCGUCCACUCGUCCAUCUACGACAAGUUCACGGCCAAACUGGUGCAGCGAGUGAAGAAGCUCAAGGUCGGUCUGCCGCUGGAGCGUGGAGUGAAGCUCGGACCGCUCAUUGGACCCGAGGCCGUCGAGAAAGUUGAGAACUUGGUUCGUGUCGGCGGUAAGCGCAGUGAUCUGGGCAAGAAUUUCUACGAGGCCACGGUCUUGACGGAUGUGAACGAGGAGACGCGCGUCUGCAGCGAGGAGAUUUUCGGCUCGGUAGUGCCGCUGUUCGUCUUCUCCAGCGAGGAGGAGGUGGUGCGCAAGGCGAACGACACAGAGGUUGGGCUGGCCAGAUACUUCUACACGCAGGACGUGUCGCGCAUCUUUCGUGUUGCUGGUAAACUGGAAACCGGCAUGGUUGCUGUGAACGCUGGUGUGGUUUCUAUUGUUCAGGCUCCGUUUGGUGGCGUUAAGGAGUCUGGGAUUGGUCGUGAAGGCUCGCCUGAAGGUUUGGAGGAGUACCUGGAGUCCAAGAUGGUGCAUCGGCGGACUGAAAACUGA
Molecule: messenger RNA, 1155 nt
Organism: Phytophthora sojae
Lineage: Eukaryota; Oomycota; Peronosporomycetes; Peronosporales; Peronosporaceae
Exons: 3
Coding region: 1-1155 (384 amino acids)
Molecular function (GO): succinate-semialdehyde dehydrogenase (NAD+) activity
Source: RefSeq, a predicted model, not a curated record